AUGUCUCAAAAUAGUAAGUGCCGGUCACCUUCGUUGCAGCCGCUCCGCCCUUUGCGUCCAACCGCUGCGGCCAACCAGUCCUCGCCCUCACUUUGGGCCGCAGAGCUUGCCUCUUCCCCACCCGCAGAUACGUCUGAGACCAAGAGCAGUCCUGAGUAUGCUUCGUUUUUCGCCGUCUUGGGCGCUUCCACCGCCAUGGUCUUCAGUGCCCUGGGUGCCGCCUAUGGCACAGCCAAGAGUGGCACCGGCAUUGCUGCUAUGUCUGUCAUGCGGCCGCAGCCGAUCAUAAAAUCCAUCAUCCCAGUGGUCAUGGCUGGUAUCAUCGCCAUCUACGGCCUGGUGGUGGCAGUCCUUAUCGCCAACUCCCUGAAUGACGGCAUCAGUCUCUACAGGAGUUUCCUCCAGCUGGGCGCUGGCCUGAGUGUGGGCCUGAGUGGCCUGGCAGUUGGCUUUGCCAUCGGCAUUAUAGGGGAUGCUGGCGUGCGGGGCACCGCCCAGCAGCCCCGACUAUUUGUGGGCAUGAUCCUGAUCCUCAUUUUCGCAGAGGUGCUCGACCUCUAUGGUCUCAUCAUGGCCCUCAUCCUCUCCAUAAAGUAA
Carlito syrichta (Philippine tarsier) is the source of this 597-nucleotide messenger RNA. Its product is annotated as V-type proton ATPase 16 kDa proteolipid subunit-like. Lineage: Eukaryota; Metazoa; Chordata; Mammalia; Primates; Tarsiidae. Gene Ontology annotation, cellular component: proton-transporting V-type ATPase, V0 domain. Gene Ontology annotation, biological process: proton transmembrane transport. Gene Ontology annotation, molecular function: proton-transporting ATPase activity, rotational mechanism. The transcript has a single exon. The coding region runs from base 1 to 597 and encodes 198 amino acids. The record is from RefSeq and is a predicted model, not a curated record.